Molecule: messenger RNA, 663 nt
Organism: Mesocestoides corti
Lineage: Eukaryota; Metazoa; Platyhelminthes; Cestoda; Cyclophyllidea; Mesocestoididae
Source: the annotation of a GenBank genome assembly
AUGGACGAUCUUGUUCGCAAAUUUCAAGGCCUUUCCCAGGAAUGGAAUCGAAAAAACCAUGAUUUAGAUGCUUGCCAGCAAAAGCUAGAAAAGUUAACGCUCGAGCUUACCCAAUUUUCAUAUAUGCCGAAUAAAGAAAGUUCUGCUUCGAAGAGGGAACUGCUGAUUGCACGUGAUACUUUAGAAAUUGGCGCUAUUCUAUCAUUAGAAAAGCGGGAUAUGCCUGCUUUCGAAAGGUAUAUGUCUCAAUUAAAGUGUUAUUAUUGUGAUUAUAAGGUCAAUUUACCGGAAUCGCCCUACAAAUAUGAGUUGUUUGGUUUAAAUCUGUUGCGUUUACUUGCUCAGGGACGACUAGCAGAAUUUCACACGGAGGUUGAACGUUUGACUAAGGAUGAAGUCAGCCUUAAUGCUUAUAUUAAACAUCCACUUUCAAUGGAACAGUAUUUAAUGGAGGGUAGUUUUCACAAAGUAUUUCUUUCGAAAGGAAAUGUGCCCUCAGAGCGAUACAACUAUUUCAUCGAUAUUCUUCUUGAUACUACAAGAGAUGAAGUUGCUUCUUGCAUCGAAGCUGCCUAUAAUGAACUGUCCGUAGAGGAGGCGACUAAAACUCUUUUUUUCGAUAAGCCUGAACAGUUGAAAAUCUUUGCAAAGCAGGUAUACUAA